AUGUCGCAUGUGUGCCAUGCUCUCGCUAACGUGCUGUGGAAGCGCAGGAAUGCCUGCGUGGUCGUCACCGACGAGGCGGAGCGCCUGUCAGGAUACCAGCUGUUUGCCCGGACAGUCGCCUUGGGCGAGGCCCUCCGACAGAGUGGGCUAUUACCGGGGCAACGCGUGGCGUGCCUCGCCCUCACGUCGCAUCGCGUGGUGGAGCUCUGGCUGGCCUGUUGCGCCGUCGGUGCGAUCUUCGUGCCUCUGAACUGGCGCUGGUCCGACUCAGAGAUCACUCAUGCCUUGCGCGUGGCCGCCCCCGCGGUACUUGCGUGCGACGAACAUUUCAUCGCAGCGGGACGGCGCGCUGCAGCAGCCUGUGCGCGCCUCAAUGGCGGGCGGGAACCGCUGUACUGGUUCCUCGGGGGCCACUUGCCUGUGCAAGUUGACGCAACAAACGCUCACUCGCAUGGAUGCACUACGACGGAGGAGGCGAUCGAGGAACACCUUGGCAGCGUCCCGGGCGCAGACGGGGCUCAGUGGUUACGCGAUCUUCCCGCGGAGGAGCACAGCCGCGGCGCCCUGCCCCUGGAGCUGCAAUGUGCCCCGGGGGGAGUUUCCCUGUUGUGCCUCACGUCUGGCACCACAGGGGCAUCAAAGGCGGCAGCUCUGACGCACAAGGGCAUCGUGUUCCAGAGCGCGUGCAAGCUGAAUCUCGUGGGAUAUAGCAGUGACGACGUUUACCUUCACGCCGCGCCCCUGUUCCACAUCGGCGGUCUCUCGUCGGCCCACGCCAUGCUCAGUGCCGGCGGCUGCCAAGUCUUCCUCCCAAGGUUCCAAGCGAAGGACUUCCUGCACGCAAUCGACGCGCACAGGGUUUCGGCGUUCAUCGCCGUGCCCACCAUGCUGUCUGACCUGGUGGCCGCAGCGGGCGGGCGUCGGUACGCUCACGUCACCCGGAUUCUGGUCGGCGCCGGUGGCAUGACGCAAAGACAGCUCAUCGCCACACGCGAUCUCUUUCCGCGCGCAACGCUCUACACAGCGUACGGGAUGACGGAAUGUUGCUCCUCCAUUACGUUUGGCAUUGCGGACCCCGCAGUUGAACAUUCAAGCAGAGACGUUGGUGUGCCGCCCGCGGGAAUUGAAGUGAGGGUCUCGGCGCCGGACGGGGGUUGCACGGCGGCCUUGCCGCAUGGACAAGAGGGCGAGGUCCUCGUGCGUGGCCCGACGGUCAUGGCGGGAUAUUUCCGAGCACGGGAUGCGGGUGCGAGCAUUGACAACAGUGCAGUGAGCACGGACGGGUGGUUCCGGACCGGCGACGCCGGCGUGAUCGACCGUGAAGGGGUGCUGAAGAUAGUUGGGCGGCUGAAAGACGUGAUUCGCAGCGGCGGGGAGAACGUGUUUGCCGGGGAGGUGGAGGAAGUGGUUUCGAUGAUGGCAGGCGUGGCCGACGUGGCGGCGCUGGGGCUGCCAGACAACCGCCUCGGGGAGCGUGUCACGGUGGUGGUGGUGCCUGCGCCGGACGCGGGGGCUCUGUGGCGCGCUGCCGGGGAGGGGUCUGGUGAAACCAAGGAAGAUGCUGUUCACGCAGUAGCACAGUGGUGCCGCGAGAGGGGGCUCGCGGGGUUCAAGGCUCCACGUACGGUCAUCGUGCGCGCAGAGCCCAUCCCCAGAAACUCCAUGGGCAAGAUCGACAGAGCGCGUCUGCGCAAGGACGCGAUGGCGACCCUCGCUGCCUCAAGCUUCGCCAAGGCCGCACUGUGA
Molecule: messenger RNA, 1746 nt
Organism: Pedinophyceae sp. YPF-701
Lineage: Eukaryota; Viridiplantae; Chlorophyta; Pedinophyceae
Source: the annotation of a GenBank genome assembly